Molecule: messenger RNA, 678 nt
Organism: Bactrocera tryoni
Lineage: Eukaryota; Metazoa; Arthropoda; Insecta; Diptera; Tephritidae
Product: cuticle protein 76-like
Exons: 1
Coding region: 1-678 (225 amino acids)
Source: RefSeq, a predicted model, not a curated record
AUGGCUUUCAAAUUCGUCGUGCUCUCCGCAUUAUUGGCCGUCGCCAGCGCUGGUGUCCUGCAACCGGUAGCCUACGCUCAUGUCGCCAACCCUGCUGUGGAUGCCGUUGCCUCCAGCCACCAGAAUGUCGUACGUACCUUCGACGGCACCGUCUCGCAGUACUCGAAGACCGUUCAGACUCCCUACUCCAGUGUACACAAGUCGGACACACGUGUCAGCAACAAUGUCUACCAGCCCGCCGUGGCCAAGACUGUGGCAUAUGCCGCACCUGCCGUCACCAAGACUGUUUACGCCGCUCCAGCUCCAGCAGCCGUCUACACUCAUUCCGUUCCAGUAGCCAAGACUGUUGCUUAUGCCGCUCCAGCAGUUGCCAAGACCGUCAGUUAUGCCGCCCCAGCUCCAGUGUAUCAUCAUGAAGUGCCCGUUGCCAAAACUGUGACUUAUGCCGCUCCCGCUGUGGCCAAGACUGUUGCAUACGCCGCUCCAGCUCCAGUUCCAGUGUACCAUCAUGCCGCUCCAGUUGCCACCAACUACAACCAAGGCUCCGCUGCCACCACUUAUACUCACAAUGCUCCCGGUGUUUCCGGUUAUGGUGCCAGUCAAACCGUCCAGUACUCUCCAGCUGAGACUGCCUCCCACAUGAGCUUCGAUGGUUUCGGUACCCACUGGGGUUGGUAA